Messenger RNA from Mastomys coucha (southern multimammate mouse), 710 nucleotides. RefSeq names its product achaete-scute family bHLH transcription factor 3 (gene Ascl3). Lineage: Eukaryota; Metazoa; Chordata; Mammalia; Rodentia; Muridae. Gene Ontology annotation, molecular function: DNA-binding transcription factor activity, RNA polymerase II-specific; protein dimerization activity; RNA polymerase II transcription regulatory region sequence-specific DNA binding. The transcript is spliced from 2 exons. Gene Ontology annotation, biological process: developmental process; regulation of transcription by RNA polymerase II. The coding region runs from base 63 to 587 and encodes 174 amino acids. The record is from RefSeq and is a predicted model, not a curated record.
UUCAGUCAGACUCAGCCCCAAAUACAGCAUCUUGAACUACGAAACAGGUGAAAGAAGAAACCAUGGACACCAGAAGCUACUCCAGCCCUCCAGACAGGCUCUCGGUCUUCACUGAGUCUGCCCACCUGCCACUGUCCAGGCCCUUCUACCUGGACCCCAUGGUCACUGUCCACCUAUGCCCUGAGGCCCCGAUGCCGGCGGCCCCUUACACGGACGAGCUGCCUCUGUUGCCCUUUUCCAGCGAUACCCUGAUCAUGAACAAUUACGGGGACCCAUACGCCUUCCCCUUCUCCAUGCCUUACACCAACUACAGGCGCUGUGACUACACCUAUGGGCCGGCCUUCAUCCGCAAGAGGAAUGAGCGGGAGAGGCAGCGAGUCAAGUGUGUGAACGAAGGCUACGCCCGGCUGAGGCGGCACCUGCCGGAGGACUACCUGGAGAAACGACUCAGCAAAGUGGAGACCCUCAGAGCGGCCAUUAAAUAUAUCAGCUACCUGCAGUCUCUCUUGUACCCGGAUGAGACUGAAACCAAGAAGCCUCAACCAACCAGCUGCAGCUCCCUGGACCCGGCUCUGAGAGUCAUUUGAAUCAGUUCUUCCCCAAAUGGGGUCUUCUGCAAGCAGCAGCCAGUAGUACAUUCUCAUACACGUGGUUUCGAGGACAUAACAGUACCCCUAGUACCAACCUUCAUUACAUGUUGCUUGCCUAGG